CCCAUCACUACAACGCCAGAGUCCAUCUGUUUCCCCGAGCUUGCAUGCCCCUGCUCACUGGACAGAAUCUCUCGCCACGUCCUACUGGUGCAUUGAGAAGCAAUUGGAUCUCUGGCUGUGUUUGAACCCUAUCCCGAUCAGCCACCAGCCCCUGAAAGCACAAACCACCACCACCUCGUUCUCCAAUGGCGCGUCUAUGACCCACACAGAUCUGGGGUAUUGACCCGUGGGUUCCGUCCUCCUUCUUUCGUUCAUUGGACCAGCUCCGUUCCAGUCACACGCACCAAUACCCUCACGCGACAAUAAGGUGCAUACGCGGCUCCUACCGCUUCGCUCUCACCCAAGCCAACGAAGGACACGCUGCUCUUACCAGCGGUGAGAAUGCCCUGCCGGCUACAAUGGACGACCAUGACUCCGUACCCAGCACUCCGUCGAGGACAAGUCUUGAGGACGACGACCAUUCGGGUGACCGCCCGCUAUUAGCCAACACAGGAGUUGCCGGACAGAGUAUCCAAGUACGCGACUUCUCGCAACAUGGGAGUGCCAGACAGUUACCCUUGCGCCAUGAGUGGCAUGGCGACGGAGAUGGAGAAGAGAAUAGAAGGCUUGGUCAAGCUGCCUCGAAUCAUUCUCGUCUUGAGCACAACUUAACCGUACGAGAAGCCAUCAAAGCCUACCCGAUGGCCGUGUUCUGGUCGCUGGCAGUCAGCACUUGUGUCAUCAUGGAGGGUUUUGACAGCAUUCUGGUACCCAAUUUUUAUGCCUAUCCUACCUUUCAACGAAAAUAUGGCGAAUUCGUUGGGGUUACCGAGCAGACAAAGUCCGGGUAUCAGCUCAGUGCGACUUGGAUGGCUGCGAUUGGGACGGCCUCAGGCGUUGGAGCUGUCCUGGGCACAGUCUUGAACGGCUAUCUUGUCGACCGACUUGGCCAGAAACGAGUGCUCAUUGGUGCCCUAUGCGUCCUCUCUUGUCUCAUCUUCAUGACUUUCUUUGCCCCCAAUAUAGUGGUCCUUAUGAUCGGGCAAUUCCUAUGUGGUUUUCCCUGGGGGAUCUUUGCCACGGUCGCGCCAUCUUACUCGAGUGAAGUGCUCCCCAUGGCACUCCGGGCUUACCUGUCGAGUUUCACCAACAUGAGCUUCAUCAUCGGACAGAUAAUAUGUGCGAUCGUGUUGAGGAUCUUUCUGGAAAGGGACGAUGAAUGGGGAUUCCGCAUCCCUUUCGGUUUCCAGUGGAUAUGGCCAGCUUUCCUCAUUCCUCUGUUGUCGUUUGCGCCGGAAUCACCCUGGUAUCUCGUCCGAAAAGGGCGUCUCGAGGAUGCCGAGAAAUCACUCCGACGCCUUCAGUCCCGCUCAGCGAAGAUUGAUCCCAAAGACACGCUCGCGGAUAUCAUCCACACAAAUAACCUGGAACAAUCGUUGCAAAUCGGCACGUCCUACGUUGACUGCUUCCGUGGAUUCGAACUCCGACGCACCGAGAUCGCGUGCAUGUGUUUUGCGGGUCAAAACUUCUCCGGGCUCUCCUUCGGGUACAAUGCGACAUAUUUCUACGAACAGGUCGGCCUCAGUGCUGAAACAACGUACACGCUUAGUCUCUUCGGAACGGGGUUGGCGCUCCUCGCGACUUUGGCGAACUGGUUCCUCGUCAUGCCCUACUUUGGGCGGCGAAGAAUUUACACCACUUCGAUGCUGGUCAUGGCUCUCAUCCUUUAUGUCAUUGGCGUCUUGAAUGUCUGGACCUCGCAUGUUUUCAUCGCCUUCACGCAGGCCUUGUUAACCCUCGUCUGGACCAUAGUCUUCCAACUCUCAGUGGGGCAAUUGGGCUGGUCUAUUCCUGGAGAAGUCUCUUCCACUCGACUUCGGACCAAGACCAUAUGUCUCGCGCGCAACGCUUAUUACCUUGUCGGUUUCAUAGGAGGGGUGGUUCAACCGUACAUGAUGAACCCGCAGGCAUUGAAUUGGCGCGGCUAUACCGGGCUAUUUUGGGGCACAACAGCCAUUCUCACGUGGGUGUGGGCGUGGUACAGGCUGCCGGAGACGAAAGACAGAACGUACGAAGAGCUGGACAUCUUGUUUGCAAAGAGGAUCGACGCACGAGAGUUUGAAUCGACCAAUGUGCACACCCUGGACGAGAACGAGAUGCAGCAACUUACGAGGAAAGCGGGAACUGAUACACCAACCGGCGGAGAAAGUUCAGGAUGGGACAUUGUGGACGAACGCGAACGACUGACAAAUACUGACGAGGCUGGAGGCGCAAACUCUUCUGGAGGAGUAGGCGAUGACGAAGAGAGGCUGUUGUCGAGAAUCGAGCCUCUGGAGGGUGUCGAAGGGAAGGAGUAGUGCACAUUGAGCCUUCUGGUCUGAAUUACAAUCUAUCUGGACUCAUCAAGAUCUACACGCACAUAUUCCGUCCCACAGCAGGGAAAUACAAUCAGG
Messenger RNA from Cladophialophora immunda, 2432 nucleotides. RefSeq lists its product as uncharacterized. Gene Ontology annotation, molecular function: carbohydrate:proton symporter activity. Gene Ontology annotation, biological process: carbohydrate transport; transmembrane transport. The record is from RefSeq and is a predicted model, not a curated record. NCBI's taxonomy places the organism in Eukaryota, Fungi, Ascomycota, Eurotiomycetes, Chaetothyriales, Herpotrichiellaceae. Gene Ontology annotation, cellular component: membrane. Bases 399 to 2336 code for a protein of 645 amino acids. The transcript is spliced from 4 exons.